AUGUCAACAUCGCCUCAUUCUCUUCAUGACUGGCCGGAGCUGUUCACUCAAAUGUGCAGUUCCACCAUUUCUGCUGGUAUACACUGCGUUACAUUCCAAACCACCCCUGGAACCCCCCAACGAAGACCGAUUUGUCUCCCAGGAACGGGAUGUGGAUGGUCGGGGCACGGGGGAGACUGCACAGCUGAAUAUAGUGCUGCCACGCUUCCAGGAAGGAUUGAAGAACUGCGCGGGGUCGUUGAGCGAUACCAGGGCUGGUCCCGAAGAAGAUAUACGAAGCGGGUACAAGAGAUCGUGAAUUGUCAGAUCUACUAUUUUGAUAAAGGACUCGGUGACGCCAUCAAGGAACUCUGCCCCGAUCCGUCAUUGUUCGACGACGAACAAGGACGCAAUCUCGCGAAUGCCAACAAGGAUGUAUUUCAAAGAGCGUACUAUGGUUCUACACUUGCAGUUGCUCUCCUCGACAAUGAGCGAAACCAUCUAUGGGUAGCUGGACUGUGUGAUUCCACUGUCGGUGCGUUACCUUCGAGUUACCCCCGAUUGUACAUGACUCUUUUGGAAAUACGACUGGCAUAUACGUCACCGGAAGGAUAUGGUGAUGGGAAGCGGCUUUUGACACUCCAUAGCAAGCACACCCCUUUGGAAUACUUCACAAUUAUGCGUCAUCCCACAAUAGAGAAGACAACAAUCGUACAAGACGAACGUCUACUGGGAGUUCACUGAACAGGAUGUUCAGUGGACAUCGUCCCAAGCUAAAGUCGUCGUGCAUUCCUGGGUCGACGUACUUCCACCUUAUCUCGUGGUAACACUUGAAUUGCAAAUCCACACCCAGGAUGUUUAUGUUAGCCCUCGAGGCCUCAGGGAAAGGUAAUUCCAUUGUGCCAUGGCUAGAGGUUAUACGUUCCUUGUGCAUUGGUUGUUGCGGACAGAGGGAUGGGUUCGACUCCCACCUGGAGCGAUAUUUCUGCG
Messenger RNA from Guyanagaster necrorhizus, 969 nucleotides. RefSeq lists its product as uncharacterized. Lineage: Eukaryota; Fungi; Basidiomycota; Agaricomycetes; Agaricales; Physalacriaceae. The coding region runs from base 1 to 723 and encodes 240 amino acids. The record is from RefSeq and is a predicted model, not a curated record. The transcript has a single exon.